Aaosphaeria arxii CBS 175.79 is the source of this 3006-nucleotide messenger RNA. RefSeq names its product TFIIH basal transcription factor complex helicase XPB subunit. Lineage: Eukaryota; Fungi; Ascomycota; Dothideomycetes; Pleosporales. The coding region runs from base 346 to 2784 and encodes 812 amino acids. Gene Ontology annotation, molecular function: 3'-5' DNA helicase activity; DNA binding; ATP binding. Gene Ontology annotation, cellular component: transcription factor TFIIH holo complex; transcription preinitiation complex; nucleotide-excision repair factor 3 complex. Gene Ontology annotation, biological process: transcription initiation at RNA polymerase II promoter; nucleotide-excision repair. The transcript has a single exon. The record is from RefSeq and is a predicted model, not a curated record.
ACAUGCGGCCCUGACCUCAACGCCAAGAAGUCCCUUGACAUCUGCCUACUUACUCGGAGGCUCGUAUUAUACAUCCUUAACUCCAACCUCUUUGUUCCUUCCUCACAUCUCUCCAACAUAUGCACGUUCUGCGAACCUGAGUCGAGACGUCGUAUCCUGCGUUUGCAGUUCUGUCGUGAGAUUGAGACGACCGCAUCUCGCUCGCUUUUCCGAGUCAACGCCACCGCCGUAAGACCACGCGAACGCUUCUCUACAAUACUUCGAUCCCGCUUCCCCUUCGACAUCUAGCACAUCAUCCCCGAGACCCGCAGCCUCUGCGCAACUUCUUCACACGCCCCUCUUAAGAUGGCACCGAAGCGCAAGGCACAGACCCAGGAGGUUGCGGCGGAGGAUGGCUUUGAGUUGGAGCUUGAGGAAGCGGCAUUGUCGGAUCAAGAAACGUACGACAAAGUUCGAAAUCAGUUCGACGCGGUGGCUUUAAGCAAACGAGCUCGGGCUGAACGUGGCACGGAUGCUGCCUCGUUCAUGUUUAAGAAGUGUGAUCAGUGGGACUCCAACCUGAAGCCUGAUCAUAUGAACCGCCCGCUGUGGAUUGACGACGCGGGACGCAUCAUUUUAGAAUCAUUCAGUCCAAUAUUUGAUGAAGCACAGGACUUCCUGAUCAAUAUUGCAGAGCCGCAGUCGCGCGUUUCCCGUAUGCAUGAGUAUUCUUUAACCACACAUAGUCUAUUCGCUGCCGUCUCAGUCGGACACUCAACCAAGGAAAUCAUGCAAAGGCUAGAGAAAUACUCCAAAACGCCAUUAUCUCCUACGCUCUGCAAGUUUAUCGAGGGCUCUACGUCGUCAUUUGGUAAAGCAAAGAUAGUUCUGAAGAAAACGCUUUCAUAUAUCGAGAGUGACGAUCCUACAAUAUUACAAAGGCUGUUGCGCGACCCACAGAUUGCACAAUGCAGAGCGGACACCACUGAUGGUUUGAUACAGGAGGCCGCUCCCCAAAUUGGCGUCAUGGCAAUUCCUGGAACAAAGUUGGCCGCCGGAGCAAAACAAGUGACACAAACUACGGAGCCGGAUCAGAAUCCUGAUAAUCCACAGAAUGUCCAGAAUCCCGGCGAUAUGAUAGCCGCGCUUAGGGAAGACGAUGAGGACGAGGAGGUUGCGCAAGUCCAUUCAUUCCAGAUCAACAAAGCAGACCGAGAGAACGUGAUUAAGCGAUGCCUUGCCAUUGGACUGCCGCUGACAGAGGAGUACGACUUCAAUAACGACGACGUCAAUCCAAAUCUGGAGAUUGAUUUACAACCUCAUGCUCAAAUUCGGUACUAUCAAGAGAAGGCACUAAGCAAGAUGUUCUCCAAUUCCCGUGCACGAUCGGGAAUCAUCGUUCUUCCCUGUGGUGCUGGUAAAACCCUUGUCGGCAUUACCGCAGCCUGUGGAGUAAAGAAAUCCGCACUCGUACUUUGCACGAGUGCUAUGUCUGCCGUGCAAUGGCGAGCAGAAUUCUUGAAGUGGUCCAAUAUAAGUCCCGACGACAUCGCAGUGUUCACAGCCGAGAACAAGCAAGCCUUUCCCCGACAGGCAGGUAUUAUCAUCAGUACAUACACUAUGAUCACUGGCUCCAAAACACGAUCCUAUGAUUCCGAGAAGGUGAUGAAAUUCAUCACUGAGCGCGAGUGGGGCUUGUUGAUCGCAGACGAGGUACACGUCGUACCAGCGAACAUUUUCAAGAAAGUUACAUACAACAUUGCUUCUCACGCGAAGCUUGGUCUGACAGCUACCCUUUUGCGAGAGGAUGACAAGAUUGAAGAUUUGAACUUUCUGAUAGGGCCCAAACUAUACGAAGCCAAUUGGCAGGAGCUUUCAGAGCAAGGCCACAUAGCAAGAGUCCAGUGUGCCGAGGUUUGGUGCCAAAUGACUCCGGAGUUCUACAGCGAAUGGUUAAAGCCGUCGACAGUCCAGAAGCGAGCAAUGUUGUCGAUCAUGAAUCCACGAAAGUUCCAGGCAUGUGAAUUUCUCAUCAACUAUCAUGAGGCACGUGGCGAUAAGAUCAUUGUCUUCUCCGACAAUGUAUAUGCGUUAGAGAAAUACGCACGAAAACUGAAAAAGGCAUACAUUUAUGGCGGUACGCCGCAGGCGGAACGACUUCGCAUCUUGGAGAACUUCCAACACAACGAAGCCAUCAAUACCAUCUUCCUCUCGAAGAUUGGGGACACCAGUCUAGAUCUCCCAGAGGCGACGUGUCUCAUCCAGAUAUCCUCGCACUACGGCUCGCGCCGUCAAGAAGCCCAGCGUCUGGGCCGAAUCCUAAGAGCGAAGCGCCGAAAUGACGAAGGCUUCAACGCGUUCUUCUAUUCACUGGUAUCAAAGGACACAGACGAGAUGUAUUACUCAUCUAAACGUCAAGCCUUCCUUGUAGAUCAAGGGUACGCUUUCAAGGUCAUCACACGCUUGGAAGGAAUAGAGCAACAGCCCACUCUAUCGUUCCGCACUCCACAAGAAAGGCGUGAACUGCUACUUGAAGUGUCACUCGCCAACGAAUCAGAGCUUGGCGAGGAAAGGAUUGCUGGAGAUCUCUUUGGUAGCAAAUUCGCAUCCAAGGGAGGCAAAGCCAAGCGAGCGGGAGCGAGACGUACAGCUGGAACGUUGUCUGACUUGUCUGGAGGGCAAGACAUGGCAUACAUCGAAACUAACAAAAGCCGGAACAAGGAACUCAAGAAGAAAGGCGUCCAGAACAACUUCCUCAGGAAGAUGCAGACAUCUCACUCGAACCUUAAAAAGGCGAACAAAUAAGUUCACAACUAGACCAUUGAUUCGUAUCACGAGAGCGGCGUUUAUAGAUUGGAAUUUGUAUGGUCAUUUAUCUACAACUACCUAGGUAGGAUUUUUUGGCAGCUCAGGUUAGCAUCAGGCGGCGUUGUGUAUUCUUCACUUUGGGAAAGCAAGCUCGGUGUCAUAUCCAGAUUGGUUUCACUGUAUACUAUUACCAUUGAUGAUCAAUUACCACCAAAUAUU